GCUGUGUGCAGAUGGAUGGGCCUCCUCAGGACGGAGAGAAAGGAGCCUGGUCCUAGGGGGUGUACCCAAGGCCACCACCGCCACGUGACUCUGAAUCACUUCCCCUCACCCGAAGUUUCCUUCCAUUUCUACUUCUCCAAGACGCAGCGCACACCGAGAAGGAAUGAGAAAGUUCCUUGGGGGGAGGGGCGAGCCCCUGGGGUGGUUAUUAACUCCGGGACGGAGAAGCCGCGUAGGCGUGGGGCAGCCCGGUGGGCUCCUGGCUGGUCUGGUUCAGAGGUGGGGCGUGGGCUCCGCUCGGUACUCACCGAUGAGCGUGACGGCCCGGGGCAGCUUCUUGCUGUCCAUGCCCGCGCUCUGCAGCAGCCUGGCGUCCUCUUUGAUACCACCACACGCCUGCUGCUGGGAGCCAUUGCAGUCCUGCUGUUCGCCAUCUUGGUGGUGAUGAGCAUCUUGGCUUCCAAGGGCUGCAUCAAGUGUGAGACGCCCUGUCCUGAGGAUUGGCUGCUCUACGGAAGGAAAUGCUACUACUUCUCCGAGGAGCCCCGAGACUGGAACACGGGGAGGCAAUACUGCCAUACCCAUGAGGCAGCACUGGCUGUGAUCCAGAGCCAGAAGGAACUGGAAUUUAUGUUCAAGUUCACACGGAGGGAACCCUGGAUUGGCCUGCGCAGAGUUGGAGACGACUUCCAUUGGGUCAAUGGGGACCCAUUUGACCCAGACACAUUCACCAUCUCGGGGAUGGGGGAGUGCGUCUUUGUGGAACCCACCAGGCUGGUGUCUACAGAGUGUCUGGCGACCCGGCCCUGGGUGUGCAGCAAGAUGGCCUACACGUGACUUGGCUCUGGCAGGAGGUGGCCCCUCUGCCCAGGUCCAAGGGCAGUGUCUGUUCUACCUACCACCUGCUUCCAGCAGGAGCCACCACCCUCUCUGAAUGGAAGUAGCCAGCCAGGUGGUCUCUGCCACUGUCCCCUCUUGGGCUCCAGAGCUCAGAGGCCCUGGUUCCUGGCUUCUCCUGUCCCCAGGCAGGCCCUGCGGCUUAGCAGUUAUAUCUCAUGUGCUAAGUAGUGUAGACAUCUUGCCCCCAUACACACAAGCACACGUGUGUACACACGUGUACACACACAAACACACCACACACACACGCAGGCUCUUUGUAAUAGGUCACCCUUCCUUGGCUCUGCCCAGGAGCUUCCUCACUGCAGCCCUGGUGCUUCUGGGCAGAAGGGGGCUGACAUGGAUCAUACAGCUUUUGGCUCAGCAGCCUGCCCUCCCUAGUGGAUUCUCUCAGGUUGCUGGGGGAGGCAGGCAGGCACAGCUUCCUCUGCACCUUGGAGAGAACAGCCAGGGCUGGAGGUCCCUGGGUCAGUCCUCCCUGCCUUCCCGGGGUCCUCAGGCAGGGCCCCUGCUGUGCUGUGGUGCUGUUGUCACUAAUGGAAUAAAGGCAUAACUGCA
Messenger RNA from Cricetulus griseus (Chinese hamster), 1455 nucleotides. The record is from RefSeq and is a predicted model, not a curated record. NCBI's taxonomy places the organism in Eukaryota, Metazoa, Chordata, Mammalia, Rodentia, Cricetidae.